AAAAAAUGGGUUCCUUAUGGGUUAAAAACUCACGUUGCUCCUCAGAUAAAUACACCUCAACAAGAACAAAAAAAGGGAACACCCAACCCCAAUAAACGCUUGACCUGCCCCAGGUUGUGUAAUCGUGCGCCGAUCCCCGGGGCCCUCCGCGGGCAUCGGCGUAUCCUUCCAUCUCUCUCUGUGUCUCUCUGGCACGUUUUCUUUUUUUUUGCAACCGGGGGGCCCCGCUCGCGCAGGGCAGCGGGCCAGUCCGCGCGCGUUCCUCCCACUCAGCGCUCCGCGAGCCACGCCGAGGCGUUCACAUCGGGACCGGACGAGCCGAGGUUUUGCCACACUCUCGUUUCCGCGGAGGUGCUAAAUGGAGAGUUUUAAUCAUAAACUGAACGCCUACAUAGAAUCAUGGAUGGGGCCCAGAGAUCAGCGGGUCCGGGGAUGGCUGCUUUUGGACAACUACCCCCCAACCUUCGCGCUGACCAUCAUGUACCUCCUCAUUGUGUGGAUAGGACCCAAGUACAUGAGACAGCGGCAGCCGUUCUCCUGCAGAGGACUCCUGGUGGUGUACAAUCUGGGCCUCACGCUUUUGUCCUUCUACAUGUUCUAUGAGAUGGUCACUGCUGUGUGGUAUGGAGGUUACAACUUCUAUUGUCAGGACACACACAGUGCAGGAGAAGCAGACAACAAGAUCAUAAACGUGCUGUGGUGGUACUACUUCUCCAAGCUCAUCGAGUUCAUGGACACCAUUUUCUUCAUACUGCGAAAGAACAACCACCAGAUCACAUUCCUGCACAUCUACCACCACGCCAGCAUGCUCAACAUCUGGUGGUUUGUCAUGAACUGGGUUCCCUGCGGUCACUCCUACUUCGGUGCCUCCCUCAACAGCUUCAUCCAUGUGUUGAUGUAUUCCUACUACGGGCUCUCGGCGAUCCCGGCCAUGCGGCCGUACCUUUGGUGGAAGAAGUACAUCACGCAGGGACAGCUGAUCCAGUUCUUCCUGACCAUGUCCCAGACGUUGUGUGCAGUAAUAUGGCCGUGUAGCUUCCCUCGGGGCUGGUUAUACUUCCAGAUAGGCUACAUGGUCACGCUGAUCCUCCUCUUCUCAAACUUCUACAUCCAGACCUACAAGAAGCACAGCAGGUUUCAGAAGAAAGAGCACAAGAACGGCUCCGUUGCAUCAAUAAAUGGACACGCGAACGGGGCGUCGCCCCUGGAGGGCGUCACGCAGAAGAAGCUGAGGGUGGAAUAACCCAUGAGACGCCACGGCCCACCGUCGUCGCAGCACACGGCCUCGCUGCUCGGAGGGAUGAGUAUCUUCAUUUGAGAGAGAUCAUAGAUUAGUCUAGUCUUCACUUGACUACACAAAAAAAAAAAAGAAAAAAAAAAAAGAAGCCAUAGCCACAUAUAACCAGAGACUCUCCAUGUUCCUUGCGCACAUUACCACUCGUGGUAUUGAAGCAAAGACUACUGUAGCAUGCCCGACCCUGCACGACGACGCUUCUGCCCCGUAUUAAAGUCACUCCGGCGCUGACAAACUCGCUUUAUGGCUCAGCGAACUGCUCCUUUUUUUUUUUUUUUUACGUUUGCCACCUGGAAAAAGAAAGCACACGUUGUACGUUUUCUGUACAGACGAUCCAAAGACCAACGCUCACAUGAGCACACGGGCAGCGCUGCAGGUGCCCUCCCCGCCGUGGCCCUCCACCUGCAGUAAAGGGAGCAACUAGAAAUAACACCUAAGAGCUUUUAACGGUCCUUAGUCACACUUAUCAUGUGUAGAGACUUUCCAUUGGUUUGUUUUUGUUGUUUUGUUAGGUUUUUUUGGGCACACAUAACCACAGCCGGCGUCUUGUGUUUCCUUUUGUCUCCUCCUCGCCUCUUCUGCUGUGUUGUUCUGCUUCAGUCCCCGUGUAGUCGUGCAGUGCGGUCAGGUUCGACUGAUUAUCGAUAGGCUAUUUGCACAAUAGUUUUUGUUUUGAUGUACAGUUUUACCACUGAGUGGACCUGCAGCCGGCAGGUUUGUGUUUCACCACUCCUCCAGUUUGGCAAAUUUAGUCCGACUUUGGGACCCGGUCACAUGAAAACACGGCAACACUCUUGCCGAAUGUGGUACUGGCCAACAUCUGGGUCCUGCCAGACUGUUUUAAAACACACAAAGGUGAAGUUUCACAAACUGUCCGUGUUAGAAAAGUCUGUUUCCCUCUUCUGCUGGUCUUCCUCUUGCAGUAACUCCCCGUCUCGUCUGGCAGUGAAUUACACGACGUUUAAUCUCUGUAACGUAUUCUCCACUGAAGAUAACUCAUCAUCUCUGAAUAUGAUAGUGUCUGCAGAGCGGCAGUGACGCUGAAUACAACCACACAAUUUAGUGACGUGCAACUUAAUUCUGCUCUUUUGAAAUGCAUGGCUCCAGUACCUGAUAUUCAAAUCAGGUUCACCACGAACCGCUCGAUUUGAUGAGCCACUACAUCCAUCCAUCCAUCCAUUAUCUAAACCACUUAUCCUGUCAUUGGGUAGCAGGCAGGGAGACACCCUGGUCAGGCCGCCAGGCCAUCACAGGGCUGACACACACACACACACACACACACACACACACACACACACACAC
Molecule: messenger RNA, 2596 nt
Organism: Lampris incognitus (smalleye Pacific opah)
Lineage: Eukaryota; Metazoa; Chordata; Actinopteri; Lampriformes; Lampridae
Gene: elovl5
Product: ELOVL fatty acid elongase 5
Exons: 8
Coding region: 359-1243 (294 amino acids)
Biological process (GO): fatty acid elongation, monounsaturated fatty acid; fatty acid elongation, polyunsaturated fatty acid; sphingolipid biosynthetic process
Cellular component (GO): endoplasmic reticulum membrane; endoplasmic reticulum
Molecular function (GO): fatty acid elongase activity
Source: RefSeq, a predicted model, not a curated record